This is a messenger RNA of Tetranychus urticae (two-spotted spider mite), 4005 nucleotides long. It is a transcript of the gene Msh6, whose product is annotated as DNA mismatch repair protein Msh6. Gene Ontology annotation, biological process: mismatch repair. Gene Ontology annotation, molecular function: ATP binding; mismatched DNA binding; ATP-dependent DNA damage sensor activity. NCBI's taxonomy places the organism in Eukaryota, Metazoa, Arthropoda, Arachnida, Trombidiformes, Tetranychidae. The record is from RefSeq and is a predicted model, not a curated record. Gene Ontology annotation, cellular component: MutSalpha complex; nucleus.
GAUUAAGUUGAUGCCACCAGAUGGAGAAACUUUAAACCCGCCAAGACACAAAAAUGUGUUUUUGUUUUCUUUAAAAAAUGUAUUGUUCAUGAUAAAAUACUCUUUAAGGAUUGAGCUGAUUGAUUUGUUUUUGUUUCUUGUUAAUUUAGUAAUUUUAAUGUUUCGAUUAACAUCUUUAACUUAACUAGUUUGCAUCUUUUGAAAUAAUUUAAAGCCUAGAUUGUGCCUUGAGAGAUGUCUCAAAAAUCUCAACCAACACUUCUUCGUUGGUUCACUAAAUCGCCAGCUACUAAUAAAACUACAACUGAGCCUGAUACCAAAAAUCAAACCAAAGAAAAUGUCAAUAAAAAUGUUACACCGGUUAAAUGUAAAGAAAGUCCCAAAGCAAAGGAAGGAGAAAGUAACAACAGAAUUGUUCCUAAAAGGCUUCUGGAAAGCCCUGGUCCGAGUACAGCCAGCGAAGAGUCAAGUCCUGAGCUUAAAACACCGUCUAGAAAACGACCAAAUACUAGAAAUCAUACUCCAGCCAAGCGAAGACGGGUUCGUAUAGAAGAUGAUAGCGAAGAUGAAUAUAAACCUGAUGCAAUUGAUGAAUCGAGUGAUGCGUCUGCUGAUGCAGUUUCCGAAGAAUCUCCUAUCGUUUCGGAGUCUGAAUAUGAUGAGGAUGAUGAUGAUAUUGUUGAAAGUAAACCAAAGAAAGCCAAAAAGGCAGCACCUUCAAAAGGAGCAGUAACACCUCGAACCAAAAAUAAAUCUAGUCUAAGUGAUAAAACAGUUGCCCGUUUAUCUGCAUUUUCAGCAGCUAAAACAGAUGAAUCUGUCGGAGUAUUGGAGAAUGAUGGUGCACGUGAAUGGCCUCAUUUGAAAUUCGAUUUUCUCCAACCUGAUAAAAUAAUGGAUAAACAACGUCGACGUCCUGAUCAUCCCGAAUAUGAUCCAACCACUCUUUAUAUUCCAGAAUCUUUCAUCAAAAAACAAACUCCAGCUCAUGCCCAAUGGUGGGAAUUUAAAGCUUCCCAUUACGAUACUGUUUUCUUCUUCAAGAUGGGUAAAUUUUAUGAGCUUUUCCAUAUGGAUGCCGUAAUUGCAGUCUCAGAAUUGAACUUGCUCUUUAUGAGAGGUGAAUAUGCUCACGCUGGUUUUCCCGAAAAGUCUUAUCGUCGAUUCAGUGAUGUUUUGCUUCAGAAAGGUUACAAAAUUGCUCGUGUUGAGCAAACUGAAACUCCCGAACAACGUGAUGAACGCUGUAAAAACCAGAAAAAGAAAGAUGCCGUUGUUUCUAGAGAACUUUGCAGAAUAACAACUGUUGGAACUCGAACAUCUUCCUUUUUAGAUGCUGAACCAUCGUCACCACAUUCCACUUAUCUAUUAGCCAUUUCAGAGCUUUCAGAUGCAGAGAAAUCACUCGAGGAGCCGAAAUUUGGUGUUUGCUUCAUCGAAACAUCAAUUGGAAAAUUUUACCUGAGUCAAUUUACAGAUGAUCGAUAUUGUUCUAAGCUGCGUACGUUAUUUACAUGUUUUCCACCGGCUGAAUUGCUCCUUGAGCGAAACAAAGCAUCACCAAAGUUGUUACAAAUCAUAUCCAACUGUUUACCUUCAGUGAAUAAAGUUAUGCUCAAACCUAAAGAAUUUUGGGAUCCUGAAAAGACUUUGAAAACCCUUAACCAAGAGUAUUACAAUAAUGAUUUACCAGCUUUGUUGGUGAAUAUGACCGAUCCUUCCGAUGCAUUGCGCCAAAAACCUCUAGAUGAAUUUAAAUUGUGCCUUCGUUCACUCGGUGCUGUUAUUUUCUACCUCAAAUCUUGUCUUAUUGACGAGGAACUAUUAUCAUUAAAACUUUACGAAAAAUAUGUUCCACCUUGUGGAGAUAAAAAUAAUAUUGGUGCCAAAGGAAAUAUGGUUAUUGACAGUGUUUCACUUAAGAAUCUGGAGAUAUUUGAAAAUAGCGCUGGUGGAACUGAAGGUACGUUAUUUAAUACCAUGGACUAUUGCGGCUCUAAAUUUGGAAAAAGAUUGCUCCGUUCUUGGUUAUGUGCUCCACUGUGUGAUGUCAAUUUGAUCAAUGACCGACUAGAUGCUAUUGAUGAUCUCAAAAAGUCUGAUUUACAGAGUACCGUACAAGAGCUAUCUGAUCUGAUCUCAAAAUUACCUGACUUAGAAAGGUUACUCAGUAAAAUACAUACUCAGGGCUGUGCACGGAGAAGCCGUGAACAUCCAGAUGCGCGUGCUGUUCUAUUUGAUAACGCCAUUUAUUCAAAAAGAAAAAUUCUUGAUUUUCUAGCUGCCUUGGAAGGAUUUAAGAUAACUCUACAAAUCCGUCAAUUACUUUACAAUGUUCGAGAUCAAUUGAAAUCCAAGUUGUUACUUAAAUGUGCCUCUUACCCCUCGGAAGGUUAUUUUCCUGAUAUUACAGGAAUCUUAACACAUUUUGAUGAAGCAUUUGACCAUAAUUUGGCCAAGAAAGAAGGUAAAAUAAUUCCCCGGUCCAAAGUUGAUGAAGAUUAUGAUCUUGCUGUUCGUGAUGAAAAAGACGUACAAGAUCUUUUGGAACAGGUUCGUCGUGAUGUAUCUUCCAAGUUGGGAGCUAAAGUCACUUUUGCUAAUUCUGGUAAGACUCGAUACAUGUUAGAGGUUCCUGAUGCCAUUUCUAAAAAAUUGAGCGAUGAUUACGAAUGGAAAGGAUCUCGAAAAGGAUUUCGUCGGUUUCACACUGCAAAGAUAACCACUCUGUUAACUGAGCUGGCUGGAGCUGAAGAAAGAAAAGAAAAUAUUCUUAAAGAUAUUAUGAGACGAAUCUUUGAAUCUUUUUCCAAAUAUUAUAAUGAUUGGAUCGCUGUGGUCAAGUGUGUUGCUCUUGUCGAUUGUUUGAUUAGUUUAACUAAAUGCUCUACAAAUAUGGUUAAGUGGGGAGCAACCAUAAGUCGACCAAUUAUUGAGGUUGAUCCAGAAAAGAAGCCUUUCAUUUCCAUUGAACAAGGUCGUCAUCCUUCUCUUCUUAAAUAUAAAAGUAACUUUGUUCCCAAUGAUAUUAGUCUAGGAGAUCAACUUCUUCUUCUUACUGGACCCAAUAUGGGAGGUAAAUCAACUCUCAUGAGACAAACUGGAUUGAUUGCAAUUAUGGCUCAAAUUGGUUGUUAUGUUCCUGCAUCAAAAUGCCAUUUAAGUUUACUUGAUGCCAUCUUUACUCGUCUUGGUGCUUACGAUCGUAUUACCGAGGGUCAAUCAACAUUUUACGUUGAACUGAGCGAAACCUCGUUGAUUUUGAAAAAUGCUUCCAAACAUUCACUUGUUCUAUUAGAUGAGCUUGGCAGAGGAACCUCAACUUAUGAUGGAACCGCUAUUGCUUCAGCUGUAAUUAAUGAGCUAAUUAAGCACAUUCAAUGUCGCACACUUUUCUCCACUCAUUAUCAUUCCUUGGUUGAACAAUUCUGCAAAGAUGAUCGAGUUAAACUUGGUCAUAUGGCUUGUAUGGUUGAAAAUGAGAAUGAAGAAGAUCCAUCGGAUGAAUCCAUCACUUUUCUCUAUCAAUUGACUGAUGGGCCUUGUCCUAAAAGUUAUGGUUUCAAUGCUGCUAAGCUUGCCGGAAUACCAAUUGAUAUUAUUCGUAAAGCUCAUGAAACAGCCAAAGCUUUUGAAACAUUUGGUAAAGCAAACAGAUUAAUGCGAUCACUAAUCAACGAUGAAGACAAACCAAUCAAUGAGCUGCGUAACAUAAUCAAAACUUUACAGUCCAUUCAAGUCAAGUUUUAAAGUUGAUCUCAUCAAAAAACUGUUUCACAAUUAAUGUUUGCAACAAAAAAGCAAGGAAAGGAAAAAAUUCAUAUAUUUUUCAUAUAAAAACUGGAAACGCAAAAUUAUUCUAAAUUUAAUCUCAUGCCAUUAUUACCUGCCAAUUAUUACAGUUACUUAUUUGUUCAUUAUUUUCAAUAGAUGUUGUUUGGUUAAUUUUUACGAGUUAUAAUAAAGCAACUGCAACAAUUAAAGUUACCAUUGAAAGACUUGAGA